CACCUGUGUUGUGAAUUAUUAUCACUUGCUUCACGAUCAUCGUCACUGCAGUCAAUCGUGAGACUUCAAACACAACGGAUGAGCCUUUAGUGACAAGAAGUUCUCAGUGUCUUUGGCCAAAUUAUGUGAUUUGUCUCCUCAUCUUAUUGACACUUUCAAUUACUGAGUCUCAAGAUCCGUGAUCUAUCUGCAAUAUUUUUUUUGUGCUAGAAGAAAAAAUAUCUAGUAUCAAUAGAUCCAGGCAACAGGAAUAUUUUUACACCUGUUGAAAAGAAUUUUUGGAGAUUUUUUUUCUUGGCUGUGUGUAUAUUAUUAAGCAAACGCUCUGAAAUAUGAAAAGUGAAAAUUGGUGAUCUUUUGCAUUUCUGUUUCUGGUGAUCGUGAUCAAGAGAAGGUUUCGGUGUCAACCCCAAGAGAAACAAAAAAAACUGUGAAGUGUUUUGAAGACAAAAAUCAAAAUGCCAAUGAAGAUUUUCUUGGUAUUUUGUGGAAUAUUUCUGAGUUUUUCCACCAAUUCUGCCAUAGACUCUCCCACGGAAUCCUCCAGGAAUCUCUACAGCAAUUCCAGUGUCAAUUGGUCCUUUGUGUCCCUAAACAAGAGUUUCUGGGCAGCAAACUUUGCCAAAAACUCAACAUCUCGUCCGUUUGGUGUGGUCUUUGGGGAGAAACAGACAAAAUCCAGGGAGAUCCAUUGGGAUAAGAAUCGCCUGCCAACUGUCGAUGAAGAUGAUCCCGUCAGUAUUCACGAAGAUGGAUUGCUUAAGACUCUGGGUGGUCGAUUCAGUGCUCUUGGAAUGCCCUUCAAUCCUGCUAAAAGUUCAGCCGUCUCCCAAAAAUGCCGCCAACAAACCACCCGAUUCUUCUCAGCCCUCAAGAACUUCGACCUUUGGGCUGUUAGAAUGCUGGAUAGUUCGGCAAAGCUCCCUUCAGGACUUCUCAAUGGGAAUGUCAAUCAGUUGGGAGAUUUUGAUCAGUGCCUGGAUGUUGCAGACUCUGUCGAGAAGAUCAAAGGACAAUAUUGCCUGGCAUCUCUGCAGCCCGAGGUUCCAGAAAAGUUCCACAGGAUGAAGUAUCUUCAUCAACUACUUCAGUCUCACAGUGCUUUUCGCAGUGAAUUCAAUGAUCCUGGGCAUCGAGUCCCUCGAUUCUCUACAAUUAACUGGGCUCUCUGCAUCCCAUCUGCCUGCUCUCACUCGGACAUCGAGCUGUCCCUUCUGGAAUACGCCAAGGAGUUCACAGCUGUCACGAAAAUCGAUCUCAAAGUUCGAGUUGAACGGGAAAUGUGCCAAACUAAGGAGACUCUACCAAAAAUCGACCGUAGCACUUUAAUUGCUGGAGGAGUAUUUCUCACAGUCAUUCUAAUUGCAGCCUUAAUGACCAUCUACGACUUUCGAUCAACGAGUGAAUCUAAGAAUGAGUGGUUCCUCACGUUCUCUUUGAAAAAGAACACUGAGGCACUAUUCAGCUUUUCUAGGGACGCUAAUGACAUCGCCAGCGUCCACGGGAUCAGAUUCUUCAAUGCCUCAAUGCUCAUAAUAGCCCACAAGUCCAUGGCUCUUUUCUUUCAGCCCUAUGUCAAUCGAACUGAAAUGACAGAGUAUCUGGGACAACCUUGGACAGUAAUAGGAAGAGCCGCGAGUCUCUAUACCGAUCCCUUCAUUAUGCUUAGUGGUCUACUGACUACAUAUUCUCUCUACGGACGCCUCCAACGUGGACAGCCUAUCAGAAUCAUUCAAGAGUACACAGGACGAUUUCUGAGGCUAGUACCUACCCUUGGAGCCCUUAUUCUCUUCUGUACUUUUAUCCUGCCACUUCUAGGAAGUGGUCCUCAGUGGAAUCUAGUUGUUACUCAUCAUGCAGAUAUUUGUAAAUCUACUUGGUGGAGGAAUCUGUUAUUCAUCCAUAACUACUUUGGAUUCGAAAAUAUGUGCUUAACCCAUACGCAUCAUGUUGGAAUCGAUACACAGCUCUUCAUUUUGUCACCAUUGAUCGCUAUUGGCCUAUAUAAGUGGCCUAAAAGGACCCUUAUGGUAAUCCUGGCUGUGGCUGGACUCUCAACAGCUGCCAGAUACUACGUCACAGUAACCCGAAGACUCUCCAAUUACAUCUGCUUCGGAACUUCAAUAUCCCAGCUCUUUGACACUGCCAAUUAUAUGUACAUCCUACCGGUCCAUCGAGCAACAGUCUACGCUAUGGGAGUCCUUUUGGGCUACGUCCUCAGACGCUAUCGGCACAUCCGCCUAACCCCUACACAACUCAAAAUUGGCUGGUACAGCAACAUAGCCCUAAUGCUGGUGGCGUUCUUUGGACCAGCCCCUAUGGGUCGUAUCGGGUAUGAGUAUAAUCCCACUCAUGCUGCCCAUUACGCAGCCUUUGCACCAAUUGCUUGGUGCAGCUUCUUCGCAUGGAUCAUCUUUACAUCACACCUGGGGUACGAAUCCCUGCUUAGCCGGGUACUAUCAUGGGAGGGUUUCCUAGUCACAACGCGUCUCUCCUACGCCAUCUAUCUCACGCAGUUUCCAGUAUUUUUCUACAAUGUCGGUCGCACCCGUACCCCCGAUCGCUAUGAAUUUAUUCCCACAACGCUUAAAUUCAACGAAUUCCUCUGGAUCUAUCUCACAUCCAUCGCUCUCACUCUUCUAUUCGACACUCCGUUUGGAAACAUUAAAAAACUGAUGUUCAGAAGAUCUCCGAAACAGAGGCAAAGUGAGAAGGUCAAGGUUGAGGCGAAAACAAAGGAAAUUGUCUACAGCACAAACGUCAUCAAGUCCUUGUUGGACUGAAAGGCACUGUCAUUCUCCAAAAAGUAGGAUUAUCUUGCAAAUUGCGAUAGAAUUUAACAAAUUUUGUACACAUUCACUAAUUGUUCUGUGACUUACUAGAAUAAUAAAUAGACGAGGAAAUGAGA
Molecule: messenger RNA, 2908 nt
Organism: Phlebotomus papatasi
Lineage: Eukaryota; Metazoa; Arthropoda; Insecta; Diptera; Psychodidae
Product: nose resistant to fluoxetine protein 6-like
Exons: 8
Coding region: 459-2783 (774 amino acids)
Molecular function (GO): acyltransferase activity, transferring groups other than amino-acyl groups
Source: RefSeq, a predicted model, not a curated record